Messenger RNA from Mercurialis annua (annual mercury), 2063 nucleotides. Its product is annotated as L-type lectin-domain containing receptor kinase IX.1-like. Bases 8 to 1957 code for a protein of 649 amino acids. Gene Ontology annotation, biological process: protein phosphorylation. Gene Ontology annotation, molecular function: ATP binding; protein kinase activity; carbohydrate binding. Gene Ontology annotation, cellular component: plasma membrane. The record is from RefSeq and is a predicted model, not a curated record. Lineage: Eukaryota; Viridiplantae; Streptophyta; Magnoliopsida; Malpighiales; Euphorbiaceae. The transcript has a single exon.
UUCAUGCAUGAAGAUUCUUUUAACUUUUAUGAUUCUUCAAUCAAUAACUGCUGAUUCAUUUUCCUUUAAUAUAUCAAACUUCAAAUCAGAAGCAAAUGAUAUUAUUUAUGACGGUGAUGCUCAGGUUGUUAACGGAUCAAUUGAACUCAUCACCAAUUUCAACGUGGGAUAUCGCGUUGGUCAAGCUUCAUAUGCAAAGAGUAUACUUCUCUGGAACUCAUCGUCUCAAAAAUCUUCAGAUUUCAUCACCCAUUUCUCAUUCACCAUUGAUAAAAGUAAUCAAACACCUUUUGCUGAUGGCUUUGCUUUUUUCAUCGCUCCUCUUGACUAUGAAUUUCCAAGAACUAAUUCAUCUGGUGGGUAUCUUGGUUUAUUCAAUUCUACUAUUACUCGUAACAAGAUUGUUUUCGUCGAAUUCGAUACGUUUCGUAACGCGCAGUGGGAUCCGCCAUUUGCUCAUGUGGGGAUCAAUAAUGGAACGCUUAACUCUGCAAAUUAUGUGAGAUGGACAGUUGACGCGGGCGAGUCAGCUGAUGCAUGGAUAGCUUAUAAUUCUACUACCAAGAAUCUGAGUGUUUUCUGGACUUAUGAGAAAGAUGUGGUGUACAUGGGAAAUUCUACUGUUUCAUACAUAAUCGAUCUGAUGAAGAUUCUUCCUGAACAGGUUAAAAUAGGGUUUUCAGGUUCUACUGGGGUUUAUUUUCAACAAAACCUCAUCCACUCAUGGCGAUUCACGAGUCAAAACACCGAGUUAUCAGUUGCAAAUAUUCCGAAUACUAAAAGAAAAAAAGGUAUGAUGAGCAAAAUUGGAGUUGGAGCUGGAGUAAUUGGUGUUUCUCUGGUUAUUCUUGUAAUCGGGAUCGGUUCUUUUGUUGUAAGAAGGAGAAGAAUCAAGAAUAAUACAUCUAGAAAUAAACGAGAAGCUAGUUCGAUCAAUGAUGAUCUCGAAAGAGGCGCCUUGCCGCGGAUAUUUGGUUACGAAGAAUUGGAGAAGGCAACAAAUGGUUUUGCAGAUCACAUGAAGCUCGGCAGUGGAGGAUCCGGCCAAGUUUAUAGAGGCAAGUUGAAUGAUAUUGGCCGUGUGGUUGCAGUUAAGAAAAUUUCCACGGAAUUUGCCCACUCGGAGCGAGUUUUUAUCAACGAAGUGAAGAUAAUAAGUCGAGUUAUACAUCGAAAUCUCGUGCAAUUCAUCGGUUGGUGUCACGAUCGAGGAAAUUUCUUGCUAGUUUAUGACUACAUGCCUAAUGGCAGUCUCGACACUCAUCUUUUCGGCAAUAGAUCAGAGAUUACUCUACCAUGGAAGAUCCGAUACAAAACAGCUAUAGACAUAGCCUCAGCACUUCACUAUCUUCACGAAGACGCGGAGCAAUGCGUCCUUCAUAGAGAUAUAAAAUCGGCUAAUGUACUACUAGACGCAGAUUUCAGCGCAAAACUCGGCGAUUUUGGAGUUGCUAAACUCGUAGACACUCGACUCAAAACUCAAAAGACUAAUAUAGUCGGCACAUAUGGCUACUUAGCUCCGGAAUAUGCAUACGGAGGGAAAGCAAGCAAAGAAUCGGACAUUUUCAGCUUCGGAAUCGUAGCCUUAGAGCUUGCAUACGGAAGAAGGACUUAUUUUGACGGAGAGGAUCACACCGCGCUGGCGAAAGGGAUUUGGCAGCAUUAUCUUGCAGGAAACAUUCUUGAAGCUGCAGAUGAGAGAUUGAGGUCGGAUUUCGAUAAGGACGAAAUGGAAUGUCUUUUGAAGGUGGGAUUAUUAUGUGCUCAUCCGAAAGAUAAAGAAAGACCGAGAGCUGGAGAAGUGAUUAAGAUUCUGAAAUUUGAAGUUCCAGUUCCAGAUCUUCCUCAUGAUGCUCAUGAUGCGACGAUUCCAUUACUACAUAGAGCAUCAUCAUCACUAGAAAAUGAUGGUACAGUAGCAGUUAUGACUACUUCAAGCAUACAUCUUGGUCGCUAAUUCAGUUUCAAUACAUGUUGUCUAUAGUUGUGCUCUCCUUUAUCUCAUAUCUCAUUGUGCUUCACUUUUUUUAGAUUAUAGUUCAUAAUAAACUGUGUUGAUGUUU